AUGCCUCUUACAAAUGUCCAAGUGAACCAGGUAAAGAAAAAAGUGCAUUACAGUGAGCAAGAUGGUGCCUUUAACAAGUACGUUGACGUUAUAGGCAGAGUGACGAAACUUUCUGACCAGAUAUUGAGAGGCCAACUUCCUGAACCAAGUGCAGAAGAAGAAUCUGUGUUAAGUGGAGAGAAGAUCAAGGCUCUUAAGGAAACUGCUCAAGUCCGACUACUGGAAAUUCAGUCAUCGAUAGAGACUAAAAAGAUAGCUUCAGAGCAUUGGCAACAAUCGUAUGAACAAAUGAGGGAUUCUGUAGAUGCACAAGCUAAGGAAGCUUUACCUCAAUUGAAGAAGAUACAAUCUAGAUUAGGCGAUCAUAUCUACAGACUACAAAGGAUGUAUGACAGUGUCCAUCUAUUGAAUAAGGAAAUGGAAGCUCUAUCACGAGGCAAGACAUCUAUAUCAAUUUCACGUGAAGAAUGGGAUAAAGAGCUUGGUGUUAGCCUAACAAAUAAGUUGAUCGAGAGUAACUAUUUGAAAACUGAUAAUAGUAGAUCAACAAGUAGUGAGAAGAAAUAUCGCGUGUACGAUGAUUUUUCGAAGGGGCCUAGAGAAGUUAAACACAUCAAUGAUUCGAUGAAAUCUGAUAUUGAGAAGUUAUCAAAGGAGUUAGUGUCCUAUAAGGGGAAAUGGUUGAAAGACGCUAAUGUAUUCAGUAAGAUUACCUCCAUUUUACAAGAGGAAAUGAGCAGAAGAAAUGAUGAAAGAUCGCAAGAAGAAGAACCUGAAUUGGCGGAGGAUUAUAUGGAUGAUUACGAAGAAGAUGAGGAAGAAGAAACAAAAGCAAAGUAUAAGAGGCAAAAUGACUUUGAGCAAGAAAAUAGUGAAGGUUCUUAUGAUGAUAAUAUUGAUGAAGAAUCGGAAUUUUCAAAAGUGGAAACAAAUGAUAGUGAUGAGGAUUUUGAGGAACUUCAGGAAAGCGAAGAACAGAUGGGCGAUGAGCAAGAUGAUGAAAUGAUCGUUGACGAGGAGGAUGAUGAUGAUGUUCAAGGAGCUGUUGAGGACGAAGACAAACCGCUCCCAGACAUGGAAAGUAAUAUUGACAUAGAUAACGUCGACACAUGA
Molecule: messenger RNA, 1113 nt
Organism: Kazachstania africana CBS 2517
Lineage: Eukaryota; Fungi; Ascomycota; Saccharomycetes; Saccharomycetales; Saccharomycetaceae
Gene: MFT1
Product: Mft1p
Exons: 1
Coding region: 1-1113 (370 amino acids)
Biological process (GO): mRNA processing
Cellular component (GO): THO complex part of transcription export complex
Source: RefSeq, a predicted model, not a curated record